Podospora bellae-mahoneyi is the source of this 1446-nucleotide messenger RNA. RefSeq lists its product as uncharacterized. The record is from RefSeq and is a predicted model, not a curated record. The coding region runs from base 1 to 1224 and encodes 407 amino acids. Lineage: Eukaryota; Fungi; Ascomycota; Sordariomycetes; Sordariales; Podosporaceae. The transcript is spliced from 4 exons.
AUGGCACGCUCAGACUUUGCAGGCUCAACUCUAGGCUCAGAGCCCUCAAGCCCAACCAGUCCCAUCGGGAGUGACAGGUCGCGUGGAAGCAGCGCUCCGACAACUGUAACAGCGGCGUCAGUGGAUCCCUUGAUCAACCCGGCACAAGCCAUAGACGGAGCGGAACACCAACCGACUCCAUCACUCGCAUCGAUUGCCAUUGAGGAACCAAUCCCCGCUGAAGGCUGGCUUGAUCUCGCAAGAUUGAUGACGAAGACACCAGAUUUUGCGGCCUUUUCGCGGUUCCAUGACCUUCACAUCAAAAACCUUUUGUAUUAUCAAGUCGAAUUAUCAGUGUUGAGGGAACAAUUGAAGGAUCUGGAAGAGCUGGACAGGGAUUCGAAUGGUCUCGACCUUCAUGGCGAGUCUGAGUUUCACAAAGAACCCGAGAAGAUUUUCUGGGGACCGGGCACCAACAGUAAACAGUUUUUGAAGAUUCGAGAAUUGAGGGAAUGUUUGAAGGGCUACGACGAAGCGCUCUUGCAGUACUCCCAAAUAUCAACGCUCCCUGAACCCAGUACGCACAACAUGCGACAACUAGUGAAGUGGCUCCAGGACGAAGAUCAUGGGAACAUGACUGUUCAAGGAGUUGGCAGCGAGAUAUGGGGGGAUCAGCAAAAGAAGCCAGAGCCUCCCCCACUUCGCCAACAGUUCAUAAAUCUCAUCAGCUUCUGGAACAAGACGGAACCGCCAACCAGAGCAGACCUUGUGGUACCUCGUUGGCGAAAGGAUGUCGACGGCCUGACACGGUGGCUCGCGGAGGAACUCAUUCCCUUCAGAGAAGCUGUAAAGAACCCCCACAAGAGAGAAGCGGAUGAUUCGGAGUCUACGGCCGGUCAGGAAGGAAGCGAAAAGACAUCUACCAACCAUGUGGAGGAUGCAGAUAAAGAAGCGCAGAAAAGGAGGUCAAGAACCGACAACGUUCGAGCAUACUCGGGCGACACGCUACUCAAGCUGACUUAUCGCGGAGCAACUUUGGUGGCCUGCAUGGUUCCAAUUGUUGCCAUUCUUUGCCUCUCUAUCGUCCCCAACUUGUACCAUAAACUGACCAUGAUCACAUGCUUCACAGUUCUCUUCGCCGUAGCAGUCAUGUGCAUGACCGAAGGGACAAGAGUUCAAGUGUUUACGGCCACCUCCGCAUUCCUCGCCGUACUGGUGGUUUUUGUCCCGGUUCAAAGUUCCUGAAAUUCUAGACCGCGCUAUGUCGUCAGUGAUGCUUGGUACCUACCUAGAUGAUAGGCUUUAAACAUAAUCAACAGGUCUUGAAGGAUAGUCAGCAGGCCUUGAAAGAUAGUUCAUUUAGCUUAAAAUAUAGUUAAUAGGCCUUAAAAAUAAGUAGUAGGCCUUGAAAGAUCGUUAAUAGGCCUUCAAAGAUAGUUAAUACGCUUUAAAAGAAAUUCAAUAGGC